Molecule: messenger RNA, 1684 nt
Organism: Exophiala mesophila
Lineage: Eukaryota; Fungi; Ascomycota; Eurotiomycetes; Chaetothyriales; Herpotrichiellaceae
Product: phosphoribosylglycinamide formyltransferase
Exons: 1
Coding region: 386-1150 (254 amino acids)
Biological process (GO): 'de novo' IMP biosynthetic process
Cellular component (GO): cytoplasm
Molecular function (GO): phosphoribosylglycinamide formyltransferase activity
Source: RefSeq, a predicted model, not a curated record
AUUUCAUCUCAGCACAAACCAAGCACUGAGGUACCUUAGUCUGUGACACUUUCCUGAGCCUGCAUCUGCAGGGUGCGCUACGGCACAUCCUCAAACUUGAGACCUGCUAACAUUCCAAACCUAUCGCGGUUCCAAGUGUACCAACCACCCUUCGAUCUCGGCCUCGAACUCGACCUCGCUUGAUUUGAUCCCUUGGUCCAACUGCCCAAACCACCAAAAAGUCCAUCACUUCAGCCACCCUGGCGCCUCAUCCCAUUCAAGUCCUCUCACCAUGUCUCUGUAAGAUCGCUUGUUCAAGUCAAGCAUAUUGACCAACAAUCCUCCCUAAUCUGGCCCUCGUUCAUUCUUUCGUGCCCACGACCCCCUCAUUCCUCCAUCCCACUUCAUGACCGACCUCGCCAUGACCUCCCUCAAGUUCUCAACCACCGACAAAACCCGCACCUAUAGCACCUCGACUUCCUUCAACAUCACCGUCCUCAUUUCCGGCUCAGGCACAAAUCUGCAAGCUCUCAUCGACGCCUGUGGUCAGGCCCCUUCUACCAGCAACAAGCCUGCCCCCAAAAAGACCUUGGCUCACGGAGAAAUCACCCACGUCAUUUCCAACCGCCGUGAAGCAAAGGGAAUUGAACGAGCUCAAAAAGCCCACAUCCCCGUCACCUACCACAACCUGGUUGCGUACAAGAAGAAACACCCAGCCACCCCUGAAGGUGUCGAAGCUGCCCGAGUUCAAUAUGACGUGGACCUGGCGCAAAAGAUCCUAACCCAUAUCCCCUCCCCCGACUUGGUCAUCUGUGCCGGAUGGAUGCAUAUUCUAUCUCACGGAUUCGUCGACGCCUUGCAGAGGGCAAACGUCAAAAUCAUCAACCUCCAUCCUGCCCUGCCAGGUCAGUUUGACGGCUCCAACGCGAUUGGCAGAGCAUUCGAUGCUUUUCAACAAGGCAAAAUCACAAAGACGGGCGUCAUGAUCCAUGAAGUCAUCACACAGGUUGAUGCAGGGCGGCCUAUCCUCGUGCGCGAUGUCGAGAUUCGCAAAGAGGAUACGUUGGAAGACCUUGAGGAGCGCAUACAUCAAACUGAAUGGGGUUUAAUUGUCGAAGCCACUGAAAAGGUUCUCCAACUACUGGAACAGGAUCGAAGAGGUUCGCGAUAGUAUCCAAAGUGCCUUUCGGCUGGCCGUUUGUUGUUUGAUCUGACUACGGGUCCCCUUCCGCCCCCAUAGACGGUCCUUCAGGCACAGAUGGCGGUGCCAUGGCCUGGUCUUUCACGUGUCGCUUCAGAUGGAUGAAUUUUCCGGUUGAUUACUGAAAGACUUAGCCUUGCCGCAACCCACCAAGGAGACGAUUUUCUUUCUCACGGCCUUUAUUCUCAAGAUCGGCAGGUUCCACAUAGGGUCAUGACAGAGCCCCCACAGUACCUACCUCGGCAGCUACAAAAGGCAGACAGACACCUUAGCAUGGCAAGAGGAGGGUUACAAGAAAUCCAGAAGGCGUCACUUGGUCACCACCAAAAGGUAUCACCUGGUACUUGCAAAGAAUCAUAUUAGAUCAUGCCGUGCUCCCAUGGCAAAGGGUGGUCAUCAUGUUGACGAUGAGAAACGAGAUCAAAGUCUACAGGCAGACUUUGCGUAGGUAGAUAACAAAUCCGUCAUAUUUCCCGCCAAUCCAAUCAUAAUCAUACGUGUCAU